CAGCCGGUACUGGCAAGGGACAGUCAUUCUCUCAACCUACAGACCAAGCGAGCCCUGGGCCUUCACCCCAGAUCCCACUGCUGGACAGGACCCAGCCCUCUCCCUGAGACGAUGACCAUGUUUGAAAAUGUCACCCGGGCCCUGGCCAGGCAACUAAACCCUCGAGGGGACCUGACACCGCUUGACAGCCUCAUUGACUUUAAGCGCUUCCAUCCCUUCUGCCUGGUGCUGAGGAAGAGGAAGAGCACGCUGUUCUGGGGGGCCCGCUAUGUCCGCACCGACUACACCCUCCUGGAUGUGCUGGAGCCCGGCAGCUCCCCUUCAGAUCCAACAGACACUGGGAGCUUUGGCUUUAAGAACAUGCUGGAUGCCCGAGUGGAGGGCGAGGUGGAUGUGCCAAAGACGGUGAAGGUGACAGGGACUGCGGGGCUGUCCCGGAACAGCACCCUGGAGGUCCAGACACUCAGUGUGGCUCCCAAGGCCCUGGAGACCUUGCAGGGGGAGAGGAAGCUGGUGGCAGAUCACCCAUUCCUGAAGGAGAUGCGAGAUCGGGGAGAGAACCUGUACGUCGUGAUGGAGGUGGUGGAGACGGUGCAGGAGGUCACCCUGGAGAGAGCCGGCAAGGCAGAGGGCUGCUUCUCCCUGCCCUUCUUUGCCCCCCUGGGGCUACAGGGGUCUGUCGACCACAAGGAGGCUGUGACCAUCCCCAAGGGCUGCGUCCUGGCAUUUCGAGUGAGACAGCUGAUGGUCAAAGGCAAAGAUGAGUGGGAUAUUCCGCACAUCUGCAAUGACAACAUGCAAACCUUCCCUCCCGGGGAAAAGCCAGGAGAGGAGAAGUUCAUCCUUAUCCAGGCAUCUGACGUUGGGGAUGUACAUGAAGGCUUCAAGACUCUAAAAGAAGAGGUUCAGAGAGAGACCCAAGAAGUGGACAGGCUGAGCCGGGUGGGGCAAAGCUCCCUGCUCAGCUCCCUCAGCAAACUCCUAGGGAAGAAAAAGGAGCUACAAGACCUUGAGCUCGAGCUUGAAGGAGCUCUAGACAAGGGACGUGAGGUGACACUGGAGGCACUCCCAAAAGAUGUCCUGCUAUCAAAGGAGGCAAUGGGUGCCAUCCUCUAUUUCCUUGGAGCACUAACAGAGCUAAGUGAAGCCCAACAGAAACUGCUGGUAAAAUCCAUGGAUAAGAAGAUCCUACCUGUGCAGCUAAAGCUGGUGGAGAGCACAAUGGAACAGAAUUUCCUCCAGGAUAAAGAGAGUGUUUUCCCUCUGCGACCAGAGCUACUCUCCUCCCUUGGGGAAGAGGAACUGACCCUCACGGAGGCCCUAGUGGGACUGAGUGGCCUGGAAGUGCAGAGAUCCGGCCCCCAAUACACAUGGGACCCAGACACCCUCCCUCGCCUCUGUGCCCUUUACGCUAGCCUCUCCCUCUUUCAGCUGCUGACCAAGGCUUCCUAACUUGCCUUUUCCACCUGCUUCAUGCUUCCCAAAUAUCUUCCCAACCUCAUCGUGGUGUGUCCUUAACAUCCAAGGGCAUUUCAGAGCCAUCAGGCUGACGAUGACUGAAAUCCUAGCUGGUCACCAAC
This is a messenger RNA of Propithecus coquereli (Coquerel's sifaka), 1580 nucleotides long. It is a transcript of the gene GSDMA, whose product is annotated as gasdermin A. Gene Ontology annotation, biological process: pyroptotic inflammatory response; defense response to bacterium. The record is from RefSeq and is a predicted model, not a curated record. The transcript has 12 exons. Gene Ontology annotation, molecular function: phosphatidylinositol-4-phosphate binding; phosphatidylserine binding; phosphatidylinositol-4,5-bisphosphate binding. The coding region runs from base 112 to 1452 and encodes 446 amino acids. Lineage: Eukaryota; Metazoa; Chordata; Mammalia; Primates; Indriidae.